UUUUGUUGCCAAACCUUUCUUCAGGCUCGAAUGCAUGGUGUUGGAAUUGAAAUGGGUCGGGUCACAUCAUCUACUUAAGCCAAGGCAGACAAGUACACAUCGGGCCUCAAGCAUACUUUAAGCUGAUCCUCAGAGCUAUGGUUGGCUUGUCGCUCGCAAGGCUGCCGUCACCCUGUUUUGCAGCUUUAGGCCAGUGGGCCUCUGGCAUAGAGCUCUGUCGGCCAAUCGACUUGUUUACAAACGAAGGUAUUGGCGGCUGCGCCAACAGUGUGUUGCAACGGAAGCCAACCACCAUGUUUAUGUUUCCGAGCUCAAACGUCCUGACGGUCCAGCGGAAUGCAACUUGCCGAGUUGAGCUUCCCGUCCGACACCUUCCUUGGUUGUCUUUGUGGCCAAGGAGUCUGGAUCGAAAGGGUUGAGGGGAGGGUGAAUCCAAGAAAGUUAGGGGAAGUCAACAAA
Molecule: messenger RNA, 459 nt
Organism: Neurospora hispaniola
Lineage: Eukaryota; Fungi; Ascomycota; Sordariomycetes; Sordariales; Sordariaceae
Exons: 1
Coding region: 138-419 (93 amino acids)
Source: RefSeq, a predicted model, not a curated record